AAGUUUCUUUGAAUAUUAUUUUACAGAUUUUCUCGACAAUGGUGAGAAGUUCUGGGGUCCUUCGCAGACUUUCUUCCCGGAAACUCAGGUCAGCUCCGUAUACAAUUCCUUCAAGGAAGUUCUCAGAGAAGGAAGAUGGGUCAAAGAAAACAUCAGUGACCUUGGAGAAAAGGGAUUGGGAAGAUGCCACCUGUUCUGUGUGCAUGGAGUACCCACAUAAUGCUGUUCUGCUGCUGUGCUCUUCUCAUGACAAGGGCUGCCGCCCCUACAUGUGUGGGACGAGCUACCGUCACUCGAAUUGCCUCGAUCAAUUCAAGAAGGCAUAUACAAAAAUGACAACCUCUCAUCACGAUCCUCUGGCUGACAACAGGACCCUAGGAUUAAAUGUGCCACACUUGCUUGCAUGUGAAAAGUCUGAUAUUAUGGAGCUUGCAUGCCCUUUGUGCCGAGGGCAGGUAAAAGGAUGGACUGUGGUGGAUCCUGCACGUCAUUAUCUCAACAACAAGAAGAGAAGCUGCAUGCAAGAAAAUUGCUCGUUUGUAGGGACUUACAAGGAGCUAAGUAAGCAUGUUAGGUCCGAGCACCCUUCUGCAAAGCCUCGUGAGGUGGAUCCAGUGCUUGAACAAAAGUGGAGGACGCUAGAAAAUGAAAGAGAGCGACAAGAUGUGAUCAGUACAAUAAGGUCAUCAAUGCCAAGGUCAGUGGUGUUUGGUGAUUAUGUGAUUGAAAUGGGCGACAGCGACCAUGAUUCUGAUGAUGAGAUCGGUGAUGGGUAUGGAGAUGUUGACUUGGAGACUCGAGGAUUUAGUAGGAAUAUCCUAUACUUAAUUCUGAGAGCGAGCACAGGUCUGAUGAGGCUUCACAGGGACAGUGGGGUAUUAGAGGACAGAGGAGAUGAUCAUGAAGGUCCUUUAAACAGCGAUUCUGCUGAUGCUUAUCCCUUGGAUGGAAAUGAUAAUGUAGCUCCAGUAAUUACUCAGGAUAGCGGUAUGGAUGCCCUGAGAUCUGAGAGGCGGCACAGGCGGCGCCGUAGGAGCCGGGGUGAGUUCAGCCGGCUUUAGUUGAAGAACGUGGUUGGCAUAAAGUACAUAUCAAACUCGGUUUGUCGUACCCGAUUGUUCAAUGUUUAUUUGAUGUGCUGAUUUAUAUCAUAAAACAGAGAAGAAACUGUGUUCUUGUAUUUUUAAACAGAUUUUACUUUCACAGGGUGACCAGUUAUGAACACCACAAUGCAGUGGUCACCACUUUAUUGUGGUAUAUUGCCACAUCACGAUUCAAUGUUGUGGCGGAAACCAUACAAAGAUGAUGCUCUAUCUGUCAAGAUGAUAUCUGAGCCAAUGUAAUGUAAAGCUGAUACAUGUGUUUGGAAUAUAGAGGGGGCAUACCAUUGCAAUAUGAA
This is a messenger RNA of Musa acuminata subsp. malaccensis (wild Malaysian banana), 1399 nucleotides long. Lineage: Eukaryota; Viridiplantae; Streptophyta; Magnoliopsida; Zingiberales; Musaceae. The record is from RefSeq and is a predicted model, not a curated record.